Molecule: messenger RNA, 1140 nt
Organism: Pistacia vera
Lineage: Eukaryota; Viridiplantae; Streptophyta; Magnoliopsida; Sapindales; Anacardiaceae
Product: gamma-soluble NSF attachment protein
Exons: 9
Coding region: 84-971 (295 amino acids)
Biological process (GO): intracellular protein transport
Cellular component (GO): SNARE complex; vacuolar membrane
Molecular function (GO): syntaxin binding; soluble NSF attachment protein activity
Source: RefSeq, a predicted model, not a curated record
AAAAAAAUCAAAUUUAAAAUAAUACUAAAAUCCGGGAAAUAAAAUCGGUUGCGUUGUCGAUGAGUGGACUCUGAAGCAGAGCCAUGGCGAGUUCAGAUCCUCACAAGUUGAUGACCAAAGCUGACAAACUGACAAAGCUCAGUCUUACAAGAUGGAGUGCUGAUUGGAAAAGUGCUACUCAAUUGUAUGAGCAGGCUGCUAAUGGGUAUAGGGUUGCCAAGGAUUAUGAGAAAGCUAAUAUUGCGUUUGAGAAAGCUUCAAAAGGGCAAGAGAUGCUCUCUUCACCCUGGGAUGCUGCUAAGCAUAUGGAGUCUGCUGCUGUUCUUGCUAAGGAUCUGGGUAAUUGGACUGAAGUUGCUGACUUCUAUAGAAAAGCGUCUGAGUUAUACACAGAGUGUGGAAGACCACAACCUGCAUCAGAUGCUCUUGCAAAGGCUGCACGUGCGCUAGAAGAUGCUGACCCAGAUGAUGCGAUUCAACUAUACACUGAUGCGUGUGAUAUUCUGGAAGAGGAUGGGAAGGAACAAAUGGCAUUUGAUCUUUAUCGUGCUGCUGCUAAUGUCUAUAUAAAGCUUGAGAAAUAUACAGAUGCUGCGGCUUUCCUGUUGAGAUUAGGCUUAGCAGCUGACAAGUGCAAAGCCACCAACAGCCAGUGCAAGGCAUAUCUUAGUGCCAUUGUUGUGUAUCUUUAUGCUCAUGACUUCAAGCAAGCAGAGAAGUGCUACAAUGAUUGUUCCCAGAUUGAUGCUUUUCUGAGAAGUGACCACAGUCGCUGUGCUAGUAAGCUUCUUUCUGCCUAUAGGGAAGGUGAUGUUGAAGAAAUUAAGCGCGUUGCUCAUUCAAGCACUAUUUCAAAUCUUGACAAUACGAUCAUCAAGCUUGCACGAAAGCUGCCUACCGGAGAAGUUACUGCUCUGAAAACCGAUGAUGGUAAAGAUGAAGAAGCACUGGAUGAAAACGAUCUCACAUAGUUUCUCGGAGAAUCAUUGACGGAUUGCUGCAUUUGUUUCAUAAAUGGGUGGGAUUUGGCGAAUUGGUGUGAUUAUACAGCAUACAUAAAAGAGAAAAUUACAAAGUUUGAUGUUACAGUAAUUCAUGUAUGCAUUAUAUUGUGGUGCUGUAAAAAUUAAUUUUUAGUUA